AUCUCCACGCUCCGCCCAGCUGGAAGCGAGAGGACGGUGUCGGAAUGAUAAACUGCUUUUGGGAAGUCGGUCGGUGCUGUGUGGUUGCCUGCUGUGGGUGACUUUGUUUACAAGACUAGGUGUUGUUUUGUAUCGGGGUUUCACGUUAUUUACAUGGUCGGAGUUUGUUUACGUUCGGCCGUACGGACUGUGUUUUCCCCCCUCGGUGGUGCUCGGUAUCGUCGGGGCUGACACCGUGACACUUUAAAGUAGCGGCUCAGUGAUACAGUCGCCUCGGGCUGUUUCUAAUGGAGAAGUGGGAGUAACGUUACUUCGGGGACAUUUGAGGAAUUCCCAACACUUUGCGGUUUUCCAGUGAACUCGUCUUAAUUGCUAUAAGACUCAAUCUCGUUGAUUCGGUUGGUAUCGAUACAGAAGAUUAUAUGAAGAUUUUCAUUGAACUUGUGCAGCAUAGUGACUGUUGGCUACGGGCUAGCUCUCACUUCAUGAAUGAAUCGUACAAAUAGUGUUUAUAAACGGAAAGUGAAAGACAACCUCUGCUCGGCCGCUUACUUUACAACAUGUUGUUAUCAAGUACAGGACGACGAACAAGUGAACUGUUUGCUGACCCACCUUUAAGGCUGUAAAUAUGCUUCUAACGGCAUAACUCAGUUGUGUGUGAUUCCAUGUUCUUCCAUGCCUUUUUUGGCAUCUAAUGGAAGAAAAAGCUCCCAUCAGGUCUGCCAUGGUAUCCAGACUGCCUAAGUUCGGUGGACGCUCCUCCACUGGUGGCACAAGCCCCUUGACCAAUGGUUCCACCCAGCCAACCACGCCUACCCAAGAUGGUAAGACCACUUCCCCUGGAACACGGCAAAAUGGUGUGAUCCGUGCCUCUCCUUUUUCACUAAGGUGGAAGAGAGAUGAGGGGACCACCCCUUCUAGCUCCACCACCCCCACCAGCCCUGGGGACGGAGGUGAAGACAAAGCUCAGACACAGUUUCCCUCUUUAACAAAAGAGUUAAAGAAUGGGUCUCCAGCAACACCCAAGAUGCGGCGCUCAGGUUCUUUGAUGGUAGCCGUUUCCAGUCCUAAGGCCAUCCCCAAGCAGUCCUUGAAGAUGAGUCCCAAAGUAGGAACCAAGCAAGGCCAAAGCCAGCUGAAUGGAGGUUCUAAAAUAACCCAUAAUGGUUCUAGCAUCCCUGCUCGAACAGGUUCAGAGUCUCGCCUUGUGCGGCCAAGGUUAGGCUCCAGCUCUCCCAGAAGCAGCUCUCAAGACAGCCUCUUCCAGUCCAGUGACAGUCUGAAGACCUUGGCACUGGACAACAUGGUGCGUUCGAACAGCUUCACUCACUUCAAGCAGAUUCCCUCACCCACCAGCCAGCCAAUGACACGGUCCUUCUCCUUUAACCGGGCUGUGGAGCUAGCGAAGCCUCUGGCGAACACUCAGCUCCGGCCUCCUCGGAGUAGUUUCCUCAAACCCCCUCAGCUGAGCAAUGGAAGAGUGGGUUUAGGACUCGGAAGCCUGAAUGGCAACCUUGGCGGUUCAGGAGGUCUUCAGUACAGUAGAACUCCUCCAGCUGCCUCCUCUUUGCCCACCCUCUCGAUCCUUCAAGCACCCACUACUCCCAGUGCUCUGAGGAAGCCUCUACUCCCCAGUUGUGUGCUAACCAAGUCAUUGAGUAGCAGUGGGGGGUCUUUGGGCUACAGACUGACUCGAUCUGGGCAGGCUAAGCAGCAGAAGCCUCUUUUUACAGGUAGGGUCAAGGGGGAUAUCAGACCUCCAGCUGCCCCUGAAUGUGGAGAGCUAUUAGGUAUAGCAAUAGAACCUGGGCCAACUGGGAAGGCUGACAAAGCAGACUCACACAGUGACAGCGAUGGAAGCUCUGGAGGUCGAAAUGAAGGAGGGAGUGGCGUGCCUAAGCAGAGCUCUGGCCAGGUGGCAGGCGAGACUCUGGAGGACAUGUCCUUAUCGUCUGCCUCAUCUCUAGACAGAGGCGACACCAGUGAAGACUUUCUAGAUGACAUUUAUAGUGUGGGAGAUGUGCUCAGUGAUGGGGACCUGCCUGACAACAGGAAAACUGACAGCAUUACCCAAACCCGGCUUCACAGCUUUCUCAAUGAGACCCUUGACUGGGACACUUUGGAUCUGGAUGGACAUGAAGAAGAAAGCCCUAUGCAGGACUCCCAGGGACCACUGGUAUUGUCUUCAGAUCAGUGUGAUGCCCUACAGGCUUCAUCUGUGGAGCUCUCACCCUCCAACAGCUCUGGUGGGACCUACAUGUGGGAUGAGGAUGGUCUUGAGCCCCUUAGGUGUCCUGGGACACAUCCAUGUGACAGCUGUGAUGACUCAGAGCUCAACAGCGUGGAUAUCUUGAACAAUCUGGACCCUCCGGGAACUGGAGAGUUGGAUGACGAUGACCUCAUGUUGGAUGUGGACCUCCCAGAGGAUGGCUUGCAUGACGCUGACAGGAUGUCCCACAUUGAGCGCUCAGAGAGGGCCGGUCGGCAGGGGCAGCGGCGUAAGCACCACCGCUGGAGUGGACCAGAACACUUCCACAAUGAUAGCAGGGCCCAUGUCUUCCAGCACUAUGAUGGUCUCAAGGCUUCAAGGAUCUCUUCACGGCCCGUCCUCUCUGAAGGCAGACAGCAAGGCUACAUGGCGAUGCUGGAUGAACUCACACUCGAACACAUGACUCAGGAUUGCAGCUCCCUCAAGAACCAGCUGCUCAGGCUCAAAACGUUACUACAGCUUGAGGAUACAGACUCUCCAGCAGAUGUUCCUGAGGAAAUCGAAGACAAUACUACUGCAUCACAGUUGGGGGAGCUGAUUAAGGAAGUUCAGGUGCUCAGAGAGGAGCUGAGGAGUCGAGACAAGACCAUUGCUCAGCUCACAUUGCAGUGUCAACAGCUACAACAACAUCAGCGGGAACAAAUGUCUGCUCAAGGCCGACAGUUCAGGUGUCAGUGCCACCACCAGAGGGCUCCCUCUUCACUACGACAGAACGACAGACAGAUGGACAAACGGAUGCAGCAUCACUAUGACAAGGCCACCCAGACAUACUGGAGACCACCGAGUCACGCUCCUCAAAUACUACAGCCUUUCAACCCCUGCCUCAGCGAGCACCUCCACCAGGGAAGACUAGUAAAAACUCCCCCCACCGAGGGCCACAGUGACCUCCUCACAAGGCGUGGACUUGAGGACGGAACCCAAAUAGAUGCAGACCAUCCUCUUGAAAACCUUACGGCAGAUGUGUCUGGGCCAGCAGACAAGCUGAGUCUUCCCCUCAGCACUCACCUGCACCACCCAGGCUCUGGGGCUCCACAGGGGGUAAAUGCCAGAGUCAGACCAGCAUCAGCAGCUCAGUCUGCAGCACAGCACGAGUGGAAAGCCCCCGCUGUGAUACUGCAGAACUCUAUCACUCCUAGAACUGCUGGUUCGACUUGUCCACGCAUGCUGCAGCCUCCUCGCCUUCACAAGCGCGUGUCUCUCCCUGCACUCAAGCCAGGGGGCACCGGCGGCUUUGCCUCUCUGAAACCAGGGGGUUCCUUAGGGCCUCUGGCUAACCGGACAAAGCAGCUGCCCCCUCCGACUAGAGGCCUUCCCUGCUUUAAUACUGGACCCCAGGUGCAGGCUCGAAGUCUGUGUCGCACUACGCUGCUUCAGCCUCGCAGAGCAUCAGAACCUUGCAGGGAUCCACGGGGCACCAACUGCAGCCCGGAGGAGCCCAACCAGGGGACGUUCAAAGAUCCUGGGUCAGCUAAGAUCCUGAUCCCUUUGAGCCACUCAUACCUCCCCAAGCCAAAGAUUCCCUGAGGAGCUUAAACCCAACCAUCAAAAGUUAAAACCGGAAUCACUCUGACAUUGAUAUUCAUCCCCUUCUCUCCCCAGUCAUUAUAUCAGUGUCAUUGUUUCACUGUUUGAGUGUCAAAGGAACAUACACUAAGCUCAUUAACCCACGUGAACCAUUCAGGGACUGCCUGUGUCGUUGACAUUGGUAUUGUAACUGCUGUACUGUUUCUAAAUUAGCAUCUGCAGCUCCAGCCUGACUGAUUGACUGGCUAAGGAUCUUAUGUUCAAAACAAACCGUAGCGGUUAGAGAUGUUCCGAUACCAGUUUUUCCUUCCCGAUACAGAUUCUGAUACAGAUCUGAUCUUUAAAAAAUACUGAUCCGAUACAAGUGUGUUAAAAACAUAUAAAUAUUAUUAUUAUUAUUUAACAGCUGUAUACUACUAACCAUGUAUGAUUGCUACCAUUGUUGUAUGUUCUGGGUCAGGUUAAAACCUUUGUUAGACAUGAACAAAUACAUAUAGAAAAUGAAUCCCAAAGAACUUUAUUUUAUUUUAUAUCCAGUUUGACACUGUAGCUAGCUCUGGCUAACAUUACACUACUGGAAAUCAACUCUUCUCCAGUAGUAGCCAUGUUGGUUUGGAUUGGUUAGAUUGGUUAGGGUGAGAAUAUGACAAUGACUUCACCAUCCUGGGAAAAAAAGGCAAAAGGACACUGUUGGAAAGUAGUCCUGUUUCAGGGGGCUGAUAAAUAACAUGGUAUCAGAUCGGUGCACAGACACGUACUCCGCAGAGAUCAGAGGCAUUUCCAAUUUUGGUAUCAGUAUCGGAACAACUCUAAUAGUAGUAUAUGACAGUUUACAGAUUGAAGGAAUUCAUGAAAGAAGAAAUGUAUAAAUGUCCAGUUUACUAGCCUUGCACAUGAAUAUGAGUGCUGCUAACCCAAGAGAAAGAGUGUUACCAUUCAGAGAAGUCAGCGUUUUGUGUUCUCUUGAAAUACCCGCUGGCUAUUAUCACAUUUUAAAGUCUAAGUUCACUUGUCCUCACACAGCCAUGCCCUCUGACACACAGGUGCAUUUGGUUUUUAAACGUGGAGGUGACAUAAAUGUGACCUUUGCAGUGUAAUAGAAGGCCCAAGGGAAGGUGAAGGCAAAGAAAAAAGUGGGAAAGAAAGAAAAAAACAAACAGUAGAAGUGGAGUGGGGACUAGAGACUGGAAAGCAAAUUCGUCAAAGUGCUCUGGAGCUGUCACAGCCAGCAUAAAAAAUGUGUGUGUGUGUGUGUGUGUGUGUAGGUGUGUGUGUGUGUGUGUAGGUGUGUGUGUGUGUGUGUAGGUGUGUGUGUGUGUGUGUGUGUGUGUGUGUGUGUGUGUGUGUGUGUGUGUGUGUGAAUGUGAGGGACAAAGAGCAAAGCAGCUCCACACGGUAGGUGCAUACAUGUUUCUGGUUCACUUUACUAUGCUGACAUCCCGAGUAAACCUUUGAACCUUGCACAUAUUGACAAAAGGGGUCACAGACCUCCUGUAGAAAUGCAACUCAGAUGGAAAUAUAGGCUUUUAAAAAAAUAAUAGCAUGCUGGUGGUGGAGAUAUAAUUAGGACAUACAGUAGUGAGGAAGUAGCUUUCAUAAUGUAGCGGAAAACUUGAGCACUGAAGUGUGCUCAGGUACAAUGUAGGUUCACUCAUCCAUACGCAAACCCACACACAUUAUAAGAUAGAAAACAGUGUAGAGUAACAGGAAGUAUGAGAGAGAGAGAGGGGAGGUUCUUUCUUUACUAUAAGACUAAGAUCUACCACAAAUGUGUGGAAAUUUAUUUUUUUUUCCAGUGCAAAUAAAUGUGUUUAAACAUUGAGAAAAGUGGAAAAAAAAACAAAAAAACAUUUGACAUCACAAUGUGAUGUAAGAAAAUGUAACAAGUUGAAUUCAGGUUGAGGAAAGGGAAGUUUGAUUUGGAAAAAAAAUAUUUGGGGGUCAGUUAAAAAAAACUUGUUAAGAGGGAAAUUUUUACAGUGCAUGCUGACUUCCUUGAUCUAUCCCCCUCAAUGACACGCACAUGGAGGCAUCAGCUAACAGGUAUUCAUUAGACAUGUGAAGCUGCUGCCUGGUAUAUGUGUGUGUGUGUGUGUGGGUGUUUGAGCUGUUUCCCCACCCGUCUCUCUCCUCCUCUCACUCUCUUGCACGUCUCUUUGGGAACAUCAAAGGUAUUAGCGCGGUAUUUUCAGGUAGGGAGCCUUCGGGGCUUUAGUGGUGUUUCUUUGGGAGUUUUGGAGAAUUGUGUUAUCUCUCCUUUUUGCGGAGCCCCUUUUGCAGUCAAACGCUUCCGAAAUGUCCCCGAACGGAAAAGCAGCAGUGUGUUAAAAAGGCCUUCUGACAGCAACUCUGCUCUCUUCUCUGUCACGCCGCGUGACCGCUUGGUGUACGCCUCUGGCACUGUCCGGUCUACUGCGUCCAAUAAUGCACCCUACAUAGACAGAGUGAGAGAGAGAGAGAGAGAGAGAGAGACACACACAUAUCACGCACAUACACAUCCGGGCACACAAGCUACAGGGACGCACAUGCACAGCAGCUCUGACAAAACCCAAAGAGACAUGAAACUCAGAGGGAACGCAUACUCACUUUCCAGUAGCCACACAAGGGCACCUACGUACACACACACACUUUGAAUUUCCUAAUAAAGCGUGUAAAGGUGUGUUUCUGUUGUUUUGGUAGCUCACACAAAAUGAGCUCUCCGAGUGCACAUUGAUCCAUCUGCCCCGUGUUGCCAAAAAAAAAAAAGAUGGUCGUCUCUAGAUUACCCUGGAAAUGGGCAGAGGCUUGUGUGUUUGUUAGAGUGGAUCCAUGUGGCUGAUAAAACAUGUUUACCUGUCGGACACUUCAACAUUGUGCCAAGCCAGCCAAGCAGUCAACACUGCUGUGCGAAGCCAAGAAAAAUCCAUUUCAUUUAAUGGAAAGAAAGAAAGAAAGAGAGAAAGAAAGAUUCAUUCAGAGGAUGAGAAAGAUGCAGAGAAAGAGACAAUGAGACGGAGGGGGAGGAGCGUAGAAUACGAGAUCUAGAGAUGGAAUAGUGAUCGGGAUAAGCUGUUUCUGGCAGACUUUUCUGCUCGUGAAUGUUUGUCUAUAUAAUGUUGUGAAGGUGUGCAUAAGAGAGGAGAGGGAGGCAGAAUACAUAGCAUGUUUGUUUGUGUGCACAGAGAAUAGCCCGUUCCCCUCAGCUGUGUCACUCACUGCUUAGUAAUGCCAAACAGGAAAUCAAUGUUGCCCGCUGUGUGUGUUUGUGUGCCUGUUUCUGUGUGUGUGUGCGUGUCUCUAGACACUUCUGGCUGCCAGUGUUUCUCUCUUGGAAAAUGUGUGUUUGUGCGUGUGUGAGUGUGAGAGAGAAAGAGAUGUGUCUGCCCACAGGCCAAAGGCAAACCCAUGCCAGGGAAAGCAGGGCAGUGCCAUCCUUCUCUCCCUGUGCUGUAUUCCCUUUCUUCAAAUCAAUGUCCCUGCUCAGUUUAGCAGUCAAGCCGAUCAGUCUUGCUAGCUCUGCUAUUACAAAAAACCACGACUGGGCUGAAAACUCUCUGCAGCAGCUUGGAUCAAUUCUAAUGCAGGAUGUUGAUUCACUUUACUUUGCUAGAAGACUCACAAAUUAUCAAGCUGGAUUGCACAACAGGACAAAAAAAAAAAAGUUACCAAAGGGGCCAGGUUGUUAGAUGUUAUUACUCUGAAUGGCACAGGAAUGCAUUUUGGCACCUAGUACACAUGAUCUGUCUAUGGCAGUGCUUUUUUGCCAUACAGUGAAGAUGCACAUCAACUGAGACACAAUAUUUGACUUGUAACCAGAUAAUCCACUGAUAUUUAGAACAUACGUUAGAGUUACUGCAAAAAUUGUGCAUUUGCAGUUUCAAACUUUCGGUUUUACUUUAAAGCUGCAAUAAUCUAUGUAUUUAUAGUAACUUGUAGUUAUAAACCCCGAAAGUAAUCAUCACCUAACUCUUUAUGCUUACGCUUUAUGGAUGCCUUUUAGCGCAUUGUUUUGGUUUUACAGCCCAAAACUUUACUGCUUCACUCACAUCAACAUUGUUUCCAGGACACACGUUUGUCAGGUUGAACACAAACAUGACUCCAAAUGAACGCUUAAUAAGCUACCAUUUGCCAUUUCUUUAGUACUUUAGAAGGUGAUAAUAUGUUGGUGUCCACAGCUUAUUUCCGUUUCCAAGUGGCCAUCAUCAGGAGCAGUUAAUUCCCAGCCACUUCUCCCUGCUCCUAGUGAUGGUUUUAAUAGUAAAAUCCAAAGCUUUAAACUGCACAUCUGCCUUUGUCCCUUUUGGAGUAACUCUACUCUUAUACUUGAUGUGUGUUUUAGUGUAGUUGUUUGUCCAAGCAGGAACAGACUAUUCACACAGUCCACUCAUGUACUUGUACAGCAGUUUCAAAUCCACCACUCAAGUGUUACAGGUGUCAUUUUCAUCAGAGCUGAAUUCCCACCUACAAGUUUAAAAUGUUAGCAGAUAAAGCACUGUAGUGUAGCUGUUCCGAUUUUCUUUCCAUAAUAUGCAAGGUCACUGCAUUUAUCGCUACAUUAUCUUCAAUAUCUGCUGUUUUCAGUUAUUCAGCACUGUCUCCAGUAUACUGUGCAAUGUUGUUUGAAGCAAAAAGAUGGGGGAACACUACACUAUAUUUUUAGCGACCUUUUAUGCAAAUAAAUAAGAGCAAAUAAUGCUUUUUAAAAAUUCUAAUCUGAAGCACUUUAAAUGACAUUAGUUGUUGAUGCUGAAUGAACAUUGAACUUGAUUUAGAAGCUACUUCCAUUUGGUUUGACAGUAUCCGUUUUGAUUUCUCUUAUUCUUUCUUUCCCGGUGUGUCUCUGUCACAUAUAUUUCCAGGAAGCCGCAUGAGACAGCAAUAAAAGGUUGAACUAAAAAUCCGACAAGAGUGUUUUAUCUAAUCUUCUGUUGGAGCUUUGUAACCUUUUGUAACCUGCCUUGUUUUCUUUAAUAAGUUGCUUCCACCCAGAUUGCUUGCAUGUUAAAACAAUAACCUCCAGGCGUGUUUACCUUUAAUGUUAAACUGUAGGUCAAAGGCAAAAUGUUCAUCAACAUCGGAGCAAAAGGUGGUGCUGUGCUAUCAAUGAGUGGUCCUAUGAUGGGAGGUGCUACUAUUACGACAGUCAGUGCUGUUCACUGAUCUGGGCUGUUGACCCUCGCCGACCCUUGCAACACAAAGCUGCUGACCUCAGUUCAAGGUGAAAGAGAAACCUCAUUCUCAGUUUUGUUAUUCUUGUUUUCACUGUCUACUGGUUGUAUUUCUGUCAAAAUAAAGUAUGAUUGUGAAACAAA
Dicentrarchus labrax (European seabass) is the source of this 9084-nucleotide messenger RNA. It is a transcript of the gene ccser2a, whose product is annotated as coiled-coil serine-rich protein 2a. The record is from RefSeq and is a predicted model, not a curated record. The coding region runs from base 695 to 3793 and encodes 1032 amino acids. Gene Ontology annotation, molecular function: microtubule binding. The transcript is spliced from 10 exons. Lineage: Eukaryota; Metazoa; Chordata; Actinopteri; Moronidae. Gene Ontology annotation, biological process: microtubule bundle formation. Gene Ontology annotation, cellular component: microtubule cytoskeleton.